UUAGCGGGACAACUCUCACAAAUAACCGAACUCAAAAUUCAGAUUUAUUUUCGGCCCGAAUCCCAAAUCGUCCGCCGUCGUCUUCCACCGGUAUCCAACUUCCCGGCGAAAUCCUCGCCACGGUUUUUCACCCUCACCAUAUCUUCCGGCGAGAUCGAACUAAGCUGAGAUUCUCGAGCAUUGGGUGAAAAAGAAAAAAAAAUGAAGGCUUCAUUGGGGAAUGCUACAAGAAAAAAACUAGCUGAUAUUAGCAACAUACCACAAGAAAUGCAAUUCAAUAACCAAAAUGAGAAGUCAGAACGUAUAUCAAUUUGUUCAAAAGAGUUCGUAGACAAGGUCCAGAAGGAGAAUGAGGCGUUGAUGAGGAUAAUAGUAGAAAAAAAAAAAAUCAUUGAAAUAGCUGGAGCGGAGAUACAGAAGAUGAGAAUUAAUCUACAGAAAAUGCAGCAACAGAAUCAUGAACUUGCGAAGUCAAAUAGUCAAAUGCUUGCGGAACUAAAUUCAGCUAAAGAUAGGCUCAAAUCUGUACAGCAUGAGCUUGGAUGUAAAAAUGGUGUACUUAAAGCUAAAGAGCUUGAAGCAGAGGAGAUAACAAAACAAAAAAUGCGCCAGCAGUUGAAUGAUGAGGUGAAACCCAUCAAGUGUGAAGAGAUGGGGGAUUCCCCUUUGGGAAAUGGCGAUAAUGAUAGACCUGCAAAAAUCAAAAGGAAGCCUCAGGCAAAGAGACAUGUUGGUUUGGGCUCUUCUACGCAAGUGCCACCCCAGGAUAUGGCUGAAAAUAAAAGGCCUUGUGUAAGAAGGCAGUCUGCUCGGUUUAAACGUGAAGCAUCUCAACAUACAACAACAACAACAUCUACACCUCAAUCCCAAGCAACGAAGCCAGAGGAAGAUUAUUUUGAGGCAGAAGACAAAUGCCCACCAAUGGUUAAUCUAGUCGAGCAAAAUGGUUCUGACUUAGAAAAUAAUUCUGCAUUGAGGUUUGAAUCUAUAGAGUUUGGACGAUCAUCUUUGAGUAGACCACUCAGGCAUGCAGCUAAAAAGGUGCAGUCUUACAAGGAAGUUCCGUUGAACAUAAAAAUGCGCAGGCCAGUAUGAAUAACCAUCAUCAUUUGUUCUGACCUAUUUGCUGUAGGGGCUAUUGCUGAGUGAUAAAAUGCCUAAUGGCAUCUUUUGAUAGGUUGUCUUUAGUAUCUUUUGUUGAACCUUUUAGGCUUUUGCUAUAGAGGUAUGCUGAACGAUAAAAUGUUCCAAUUUUAAUUUCGUCCCAGUGCAAACAUGUCUUGACAAGCGUGUUUCCUGAGUAAAUGUUUUUUUAAUCAAUAUCUUGCCUACUGUAAAUACUGAUUAAAUGCAUCUUCUACUGUGUUUGAUUACUGAUGAAAUUAGUUUGAGCCAUUUACUUCA
Messenger RNA from Solanum dulcamara, 1404 nucleotides. Its product is annotated as shugoshin-1-like. Gene Ontology annotation, biological process: meiotic sister chromatid segregation; maintenance of meiotic sister chromatid cohesion. Lineage: Eukaryota; Viridiplantae; Streptophyta; Magnoliopsida; Solanales; Solanaceae. The transcript has 10 exons. Gene Ontology annotation, cellular component: chromosome, centromeric region; nucleus. The coding region runs from base 202 to 1095 and encodes 297 amino acids. The record is from RefSeq and is a predicted model, not a curated record.